Molecule: messenger RNA, 5099 nt
Organism: Lemur catta (Ring-tailed lemur)
Lineage: Eukaryota; Metazoa; Chordata; Mammalia; Primates; Lemuridae
Gene: RBM12B
Product: RNA binding motif protein 12B
Exons: 4
Coding region: 1498-4479 (993 amino acids)
Biological process (GO): regulation of RNA splicing
Cellular component (GO): nucleoplasm; ribonucleoprotein complex
Molecular function (GO): RNA binding
Source: RefSeq, a predicted model, not a curated record
CCGGACAGGAGGGGCGAGUGGGCGCCAUUUUCUUCUAGGCUCACUGAGGGCUGUGCCUGUUCUGGGGAGGCUGCUGCGACGAGGAGCGCCCCCAGCCCCCGGUCUUGUGUGUCCGACUCGGCAGCAGUGGUGUGUGUUUAUUGCCAAGUGCGAAGCAGUUUCCCUUGGGGCGUCGGGGCUGGGGAGGGGUUUGCGACCAAGCCGGAAGGACAGGGAAAGGCGGGGCCGGCGGCCGCGCCGGGAUCUAGCGUAGCUUCUGCCGUUAGGGCACCCUGUCUUCUCGCUCAGCACCGACUCUCCCUCUCCCGUCAGCUUCCAUGUGGUGGUGUGUAUGCGCUUCACAGCGGUCUCGAGAGUGAAGAUCUCGAAGGAUUUCAUAGGUAUUUUUUCUUUGCUGUGUCAUCGUAGUCAUUGGUGUUAGAAAAAUGCUGAAGGCCCAGCUCGUUAGGUUUGAGAAGGGCAAGCGCUCCAGUUAGAUUUGGGGGCAGUUCUCCCUCUGGCGAGUUAGGGUGGAACGUUUGCCCUGGGACGGCGUAACGGAAAGGCACGGAGGGCACGGAGGCUGGGCGGUCCAGGUUAAUUUGAAGGCUGAUUUUGGCUGAAGGUCUGGCGACAGCAUCGGAUCCCACGUAGCAAUUUUGGCCUGGCGCGAAAGAAGGAAGCUCUGACCCCUGGGAGUGUGGACAAAGGCUUUGGGCCGUAGAAUCGAUGCCUUCGGAUGAUUCCGUUUGAGGAUGAUGGAUGUUGUGGGAACCCCUGUGCCGCGUGGAUUCAUCUUCAUUUACAGUUCCUCUUAAGCUCUGUGUGGUCUUACUUUUGGUUUUUAUUUUAACCGUCUACAUUAUAAAAGGCAGAUCAUUGUGAAGAAUAAUUGUGGACAGCCUGGGGCAGACUAUUUUCUGCAGGGGAAACUCACGUUCAGAAUCUGAAAUGCUACAUCAUAACUGGGUUUUAAGAAAUUAGUCGCAAAAAGUAAAAGAGCCUUCCCUCACUAUGUCUGUAAAAUGACUUUUUAUUCGCUAGUUAAAAAUUAAAUGGAUCUUUGAGAAUACCUGUUUAAAUUCAGCCUCCCUUCUGUUUCCCAUUCCUUGUCCCUCUCAGUCUUGAUUAGAAGAUGCAGUUUUCAUAUUUUUUAGUUAUAAUGGUAAUUAAGUGGGAUGAAUCGCUGGAUAAAAUCAGCAAAGUUAUUUAAAAUGCACUUUUAAUUUCAGUGACUUACUCUUAAAUGAUCUUUUAGGGAUCCACUUUCCUUUCAUUGAAGUCUAACAGAAUCCUGUGUCUUUAAAUGAACACAAAGUCACAGAAAUACUUUUUGUAUUUCUAGAAAAAAUUUAAGUGCAAAGUACUUUAAGGAAAACAAACCUUGCAGACCUCAGUGAAUGUCUUCGGACCCCACUUUGUGGAACAGUAGUACUUAAGUUUAAGUUGCUUUUACAGAAUUAACAGGUCUCCAAGAAAUUUAAAAAAAGGUCAUUAUUGCUGUGGUUUGAGCUCAGCAUGGCUGUAGUCAUCCGUUUACUUGGGCUUCCUUUUAUUGCGGGGCCUGUGGAUAUUCGUCACUUCUUCACGGGAUUGACUAUUCCUGAUGGAGGAGUGCAUAUAAUUGGAGGGGAAAUUGGGGAGGCUUUUAUUAUUUUUGCAACAGAUGAAGAUGCAAGACGUGCCAUAAGCCGUUCAGGAGGGUUUAUCAAGGAUUCAUCUGUAGAGCUCUUUCUUAGUAGCAAGGCAGAAAUGCAGAAGAUUAUAGAAAUGAAAAGAACUGAUCGUGUGGGAAGAGGGCGACCAGGAUCUGGGGCAUCAGGGGUUGGCAGCCUAUCUAAUUUUACUGAGGCAAUUAAGGAAGAAGCAAGUAAUUCUGGAUAUGGCUCUUCGAUUAAUCAAGAUGCUGGGUUUCAUACUAAUGGUACAGGACAUGGUGAUUUAAGGCCAAGAAAGACAAGGCCAUUGAAGGCCGAGAAUCCUUACUUGUUUCUACGAGGUUUGCCUUACUUAGUAAAUGAAGAUGACGUACGUGUCUUUUUCUCUGGUUUAUGUGUGGAUGGAGUAAUUUUCCUAAAACAUCAUGAUGGCCGAAAUAAUGGUGACGCCAUAGUAAAAUUUGCUUCAUGUAUUGAUGCUUCAGGAGGUCUUAAAUGUCAUAGAAGUUUUAUGGGUUCACGAUUUAUAGAAGUAAUGCAAGGAUCAGAACAACAGUGGAUUGAGUUUGGUGGUAAUGCAGUUAAGGAGGACGAUGUUCCUGUGAGAUCUGAAGAACGUUCUCCACCAAGAGGAAUUAAUGAUAGACAUUUUCAAAAAUGGUCUCAUUCAAAAUCUCCAAGAAGAACACGUUCUCGUUCCCCUCUUGGAUUUUAUGUUCACUUAAAAAAUCUGUCCCUAAGUAUUAAUAAAAGAGAUUUAAGAAAUUUCUUUAGAGAUACUGAUCUGACUAAUGAACAGAUUAGAUUUUUGUAUAAAGAUGAAAGAAGAACAAGAUAUGCCUUUGUAAUGUUCAAGACUCUGAAAGACUAUAAUACUGCUCUGGGUUUACAUAAGACUGUUUUACAAUAUCGUCCAGUUCAUAUUGAUCCAGUUUCUAGAAAACAGAUGCUGAAGUUCAUUGAAUGUUAUGAAAAGAAGAGACCAGGGUCAGUAGAGAAAGAGAGGCCUGGACAUGUUUCACAAAAAUACUCUCAAGAAGGCUACUGUGGCCAGAAGCUGUGCAUAUAUAUAAGAAAUUUUCCAUUUGAUGUUACAAAAGUUGAAGUGCAGAAGUUCUUUGCAGACUUUUCUCUUGCUGAGAAUGACAUUUACUUGCUUUAUGAUGACAAAGGAGUUGGUCUGGGAGAAGCUUUGGUGAAAUUUAAAUCAGAAGAACAGGCUGUGAAAGCUGAACGUUUAAACCGACGAAGAUUCUUAGGGACAGAGGUAUUAUUAAGACUUAUAUCUGAGGCACAAAUGCAGGAGUUUGAUGUAAAUUUUUCUUUGAUGUCCAGUGAGAAAAUGCAAGUCCAUUCACAGUCAUGUGAUAGAGAUGACCAUUCUCAUUUAUUUGACUCAAAAGAUGCACCAGUAUACUCAGUUGGCCCUUCUGAAAACUUCAGACAUCAGCUAGAGGACUUAAGGCAACUGGAUAACUUCAAGCAUCCCCAGGGAGAUUUCCGACAGCCAGAUAGGCGCCCUCCAGAAGACUUCAGGCACUCUUCAGAAGAUUUCAGGUUCCCCCCAGAGGACUUCAGGCGCUCCCCAGAGGACUUCAGGCGGCCUCGGAAGGAGCAUUUCAGGCGGCCUUCUGAGGAGGACUUCCGCCGCCCUUGGGAAGAGGACUUCAGGCACCCCCCGGAGGAUGACUUCAGGCACUCUAGGGAGGAGGACUGGAGGUGGCCUCUUGAGGAGGAUUGGAGGCGGCCACUGAAGGAGGAUUUCAGGCGGUCCCCCAAGGGGGACUUCAGGCAGCUUCCUGAAGAGGACUUCAGGCAACUCCCCGAGGAAGACUUCAGGUGGCCUCCAGAGGGAGAUUUCAGGCGGCCACCCGAGGAAGAGUGGAGACGGCUACCGGAGGUGGAGUUGAGGCGGCCACCUGAGGUGGACUUGAGGCGGCCACCCGAGGAAGACUUCCGGAGGCCCUCAGAAGAGGAUUUCAGGCAUUCCCCUGAGGAAGACUACAGGCAUUUGCCCCAGGAGCAUUUCAGACGGCCAUCCCAGGAGCACUUCCGGCGGCGGCCCGCGGAGUAUUUCAGGCGACCACCUCCGGAGCACUUUAGACGGCCGCCCCCAGAGCAUUUCAGACGGCCACCCCCGGAGCAUUUCAGGCGUCCGCCCCAGGAGCAUUUCAGGCGCCCGCCCCAGGAGCAUUUCAGGCGUCCACUGCAGGAGCAUUUCAGGCGCUCCCGUGAGGAAGAGUUCAGGCACCCGCCAGAUGAAGACUUCAGGGGCCCUCCUGAUGAAGACUUUAGGCACCCUCCUGAUAAGGACUUCAGAAGCCCCCAGGAGGAAGAUUUGAGAUGCCCUUCUGAUGAGGACUUCAGGCAGCUCCCCGAGGAAGACCUUAGGGAAGCUCCAGAGGAGGACCCUAGACUUCCUGACAAUUUUAGACCUCCUGGUGAGGAUUUUAGGAGCCCGCCUGAUGAUUUUAGAAGUCAUCGCCCUUUUGUGAAUUUUGGUCGCCCAGAGAGUGGCAAGUUUGAUUUUGGAAAGCAUAAUAUGGGAGGUUUUCCUGAGGGGAGAUUUAUUCCUGAUCCAAAGUUAAAUUGUGGUUCAGGUAGAGUAACUCCUAUUAAGAUAAUGAAUCUUCCAUUUAAAGCUAAUGUUAAUGAAAUUUUAGACUUUUUCCAUGGUUAUAGAGUCAUACCUGAUUCAGUUUCGAUACAGUAUAAUGAGCAAGGAUUACCUACAGGAGAAGCCAUUGUUGCUAUGAUAAACUAUAAUGAAGCUAUGGCUGCCAUUAAAGAUCUGAAUGACAGGCCAGUUGGCCCCAGAAAGGUUAAGUUAAUUUUGCUCUAGAGAGCGUUUCUAAAUUCAGAGUUAAUCUUCCUCCCACAGUAUUGAUACAGUAAAAUGCAUUUGUUUUUUUUUUAAGUGUUUAUUUUUAAUUAUCUAAAGAAAAGAAAUACUUUAAUUUUGACCUGUGAAUAGAACAAAUGUAAAUAGUAGAAUGUGAAUCUGGUUUUCUUUUGCUUGCAAAUUGCCAUUCAUUUUUUCUGAUUUAAAAUUAUAUAUGCUUUUUUUUUAUUACCUGACAAGAGAGAACUAAUUCCCUGAGUUCAUUAAUUUUUGUUGAUGUCAUGGUUAAACCUCAAGACUUACAUAGAGUUGUAUUAUUUGGGGAAGAUAAAUUUUAUAUUUACUUUUAUUUCAUUCUGUAGUCUAUAUCUUUUACUCAAACUGUAUAAGGAAAAAUAGUCAGUGACUGUUCAGGUUUGGCAUUUUCAUUGCUACCUGCCUGCAGAAUUAAUGCCUUUUUCCUUGUCUGAGAUAUUACUGUGUUAAGCCUCCUGUUUUUAAGUAGUUCAAAAUGGACAGAUUGUCAUCUUGAAGUUUACUUAUGUAAAAAGCUUAGGUGAUUCUUAAGGCUUCCAUGUUCAUAGCUUUGCAAAGUUUUAUAAAAAUAAAAAAUUUCAACU